UUCGGAUGGUGAUACAAAAUUACAGAGAAUUUUAACAUUGAAGCACACAAUCGCAGUGAAACAGAAAAUACACAACAUUACAAUUUACAAGAAGAGCAGAGUUUGUAGAUAAAGAGCAGACAGUGAAAGAGAGAAAUUCAAAGAUGAUGAUGAAGAGACUGAUGAGGACCUUCUGUCCAUUGAAAUCUCAGUUACUACUUGCACAUUCUUCUGGUAAUUUCACUUGUUGCUUUGAUUUGUAUUCGCUUUCUCGCUUCUCCACUAAACCAAACCCUAAUAAUUUCCCUUAUUCAUCUCAUCCAACUCAUGCUCGACUUCAACAUCUACUCCUUGAGAAAUCCAAGGUUGGUUUCGAUAAACUCGAUGAUGCUCUCCAAGUGUUUGAUAAAAUGCUCAGUAUGAAACCUCUGCCUAAUGUUAUCGACUUCAAUCAACUGUUAGCCGCCCUUGUUAAAAUGAAACACUACUCAGUAGCUGUCUCUGUUUUUAGAAAGAUGCGUGUAGAAAGCAUCCCUGUUAAUGUAAUUACCUUUAAUACUCUCAUUAACUGCUUUUGUCACUUGAAUCAUGUCGAAUUUGCCUUUUCAUUACUGGCUGGAAUUAUUAAGUACGGUUUUGUUCCUGAUGUGUUUACCUAUAACACUCUCAUCAGGGGCCUUAUUUCCCAAGAUAUGCCUCAUGAGGCUCAGCUUUUGUUCCAGAACCUCAUCACAUUUAAACUUAUUCAACCCGAUGUUGUAACCUAUAACACAAUCAUUGACGGCAUCUGCAAGAGAGGGAAUCCUUCUGUGGCUGUUAAGUUGUUCAAAUAUAUGGUCAAGAAAGGUUGCAAGCCUGAUGCCGUAACUUACAACACACUUAUUGACUGUUUGUGUAAGCAUAGAUUGGUUGAUCAAGCAUUGGGUCUUCUCCACCAAAUGACAAGGAAAGGCAUAUCCCCAAAUGUUAUAACCUACAACUCAUUAAUUCUAGGUCUGUGUGACAUAAAUCGAUGGCAUGAUGUCAAACUAUUGCUCAAGGAGAUGAAUGUUAGGAACAUUUCUCGAGAUGUUUUUACUUACAACAUAUUGGUUGAUGCGUAUUGCAAAGAAGGAAUGAUUGAAGAUGCGGAGGAUGUGAUAGAGUUGAUGACUCAAAGGGGCCAUUGUCCUGAUGUAGUAACAUAUAAUGCACUAAUGGAUGGAUACUGCUUGAGGGGAGAGGUUGAUAAAACAUUAGCAGUGUUUGAAAGCAUGAAGAGAAAGGCAAUAUUGCCUGAUACACUUAGCUAUAAUAUCCUCAUCAAUGGUUAUUGUAAAAAGUUGAAAGUGGACAUAGCAAUAGAUCUUUUUCAACAAAUGCCCUCUGAAGGUUUAACCCCAAAUACUGAGACUUACAAUACUAUACUGCAAGGUUUUUUUCGUGCGGGUAGACAUGUUGAAGCACGUAAAUUUUUUAAGGAAAAGAUGAUGCUGAACAAAGGUCUUCAGUUGGAUAAAGUGACUUGCGCUAUUUUAUUGGAUGGUCUUUGCAAGAACGGUUGUGUUCGUGAAGCACUGUCCUUUUUCCAAAUGAUGGAAUGCAGUGGGCUAGUUCCUGAUAUAUAUAUUUACACCAUUCUGAUUGAUGGAUUAAGCAAAAACGGACAACUUGAAGCAGCAAGAACUCUUUUUAGCAACCUUCCUGCGAAAGGUCUGCGACCUAAUGUCAAGACAUACACAAUGAUGAUCCAAGCAUAUUUUCAUGGAGGGUUAUUGAAUGAAGCGACUGAACUAUUCAGGGAAAUGGAAGCUAAUGAUUGCUUGCCUACUGAUGUCACAUACAACAUGCUUAUCCGUGGUUGUUUACAUAAUAAGAAGUACUAUGAAGCAGGUGUAUUCCUAGAUGAAAUGCUUGGUCACAGCUUUGCAGCAGAUGCAUCUACAGCAUCUGCAUUAGUGGACUUACUUGAAGUGCAAGAACCGGAUCCUCCUCUCCUUGCCUUGCGUGAUAAGUACUCUCCGAUCCAUAAGUGUUUAAAAGGAAGAGAGUGCCCAGGGACAUAAUCUUUUCGAUUUUGCCAGGAUUAGUUCGAUACAAGUGUUGUAAAGUUUGCAGUUCUCCUACUGGUCCUUUGUUGUUUACGCAUCCAGUUUUUUCGAUUUUUUUUAUUGUCUGUAAUCACUAAUCAUCACUCCGAGGAAAUACAACAAUAUGUUAAGCUACUCUUAGGAGUCCCUCAACUCAGUUAAGUUCAAAAAUUUUCUUUGGUUUC
Molecule: messenger RNA, 2233 nt
Organism: Daucus carota subsp. sativus
Lineage: Eukaryota; Viridiplantae; Streptophyta; Magnoliopsida; Apiales; Apiaceae
Product: putative pentatricopeptide repeat-containing protein At1g12700, mitochondrial
Exons: 1
Coding region: 144-2024 (626 amino acids)
Molecular function (GO): protein binding
Source: RefSeq, a predicted model, not a curated record